This is a messenger RNA of Linum trigynum, 2704 nucleotides long. Lineage: Eukaryota; Viridiplantae; Streptophyta; Magnoliopsida; Malpighiales; Linaceae. The record is from the annotation of a GenBank genome assembly.
CUUCAUUUGAUUUCUACAAACAGCCAAUGGUCCAAUUCAAUGCAACAACAAAUAAGGGGGAACAAAUUGAAACAUCACAGAAAAUCAAUCUCUCGAAACAUCACACAAUCCAUCGAAUCAAGAGGGAAAAUAAAAUUAAAAACUUACAUUAGGAAAUAGGAGUCGAAUGGGGUUCAAGUUAUUGGUUGAGGCGUGGAGCCGGCGGCGGGAAUAGGAAGGAAGACAGGCGAUUGAUAUUGUUGCGGCGAUCGGGGAAGAGGGAGGUGGCGAGUGGCGACGGAGGCGGAGCCAACUCUGUCUGCCGGUCUACCAUAUAUUUGCUCUCGCGCCUCGUGCUGUCGGAGCCUUGCAGGUGGCGCUCGACGCCUCGACCUAACGAGGAAGGAAGGUCGGUGAACUAGGGACGACAUGACUGGCUUGGUGGUAGAGGAUAUCAAGUCGGAAAGACAACAAAAGCAGGAGCAAAACAACAGCAACAAAACUAAGUAUGGAGCCUUGGAGGCUGCCAAUAGUGUGGUCGAGACUUCAUCAUGGAGGCAAGGUUAAGGGCUUCAACCCCAUCCUGUCAAGACAAGGUAACAAGAGUCAACACCAAUCCUACCUGGCUUCGAGGCUAUCAAGUACCAACCAGUCAGCAAGGCAGGGCAAGAGGCCCCAAGGUGAUAGGAGUCAACACCAAGGCGGCGACAAAGGGGCCCUAUGGCAGUUGGAGCAACUGGCAGGAUAGAAGCUACGAGGACGGUUAUCAAGAUAGUUACACCUAGUAGCUAUAAAUAGGAGAAACAAAGCGAAGGUUCCACAACCAAGAGGUCGUUUGCUUGUUGGAUUUUAGAAAAUGAAGGAUUUAGGUAAAACCUUGGAUUUUAUGGAUGAAGGAUUAUGCAGGAUUUUGUUACUUUGGAUUUUAUGGACGAAAUCAAAAAAAGGCUCCUUCGGGGUGGCAAAUGACGUUUUUUCGAGACGAAGGCGGGACCCGGCGGAUUGCGGCUUGCAAGAUCUCAUAAAUUUAUUCGGAUUCAAAAAAUGGAGGCCGCAAACUUUUUGAGAUCUUGCAAGCCGCAUACUGCCGGGUCUCGCAUUUCGUCAAACUUUGGGGCCUCCAUUUUUUGAAUCGGAAUAACUUUGCGGCCUCCAUUUCGUCAAACUUUGGGGCCUCCAUUUUUUUAAUCCGAAUAACUUUUUGAGAUCUUGCAAGCCACAAAUCGCCGGGUCCCGCCUUCGUCUCGAAAAAACGUCAUUUGCCACCCCGAACGAGCCUUUUUUUGAUUUCGUCAAAUUUUAGGCGGCCAUAACUUUGUGCUCCAAAAUCCGAAUUUCAUGAAUGGUUUUUUGAUUCCACAUAACUUUUCAAGAUCUACAACUUUUAAUAUAAUCAUAAUUUCAAAAUAUACAUGGAUUUGUGAAAAGUAAAGGUAAAGUUAUUCCCAAGGUCCCGUAUAUCCACAAAUAGUUCCUGUUUUGAAAAUUUCAUCCUAGUAAAAGUUGUAGAUCUUGAAAAGUUAUGCGAAAUGAAAAAAAAAUCGCUACGAUCGGAUACCCGAGUGAAAAGUUACGUUUGUUUGAAGUUUCGGCCGAAGUUAGGAGUUGAUCGGAAAAAAAAAAAAAAUUUGGACAAAACCGCUGGGUGGGGUGGCGGUUUUGGGUCAAACCGCCACCCCACCCAGCGGUUUGGUCAAUUUUUUUUCUUUUUUUAUAACCGCUCCCUAGGCCCGCGGUUUGCAUAGAAAACCGCGCCUCCGACAAACGGUUUUCGUGUAAACCGCAGGGUGGGGUGGCGGUUUUUGAAAAAGGGUGGUAUUUUUGGAAAUUUUUGGGGUUGGGUGGUAUUUUUGGAAUUUUUUUUAAACAGUGGUAUUUUUGGAUUUUUUCCGCAAUGUAGCCAUAAUCUUAGCCCUUAGGGGUCGUUUGGAUGAGGAAUUGUAACAGAUCAAUUUGAUACAAUUGACAAUUGUAUCAAAUUGCCUCGUUUGCCAGCAAAAAAUUUGAAUGGAUCAAUCUGCCUGAGGUAUUUUGAAUUGAUCCGUUUUGAGUCAAUUUCAAUUACCUAGGCUGGGGGCAGGUAAUUCGAAUUAACUCAUUUUAAUUGCCUCGUUUAUAAAACGAGAUAAUUAAUCAAAUUGACUCAUUUCUAGAUUGAUCCAUCCAAGCGACCCCUUAGUUUCUGGAGCUCUCACUGAACCUCCAUAAGAGUAGGAGUAAUUUAACUUAGUUUCCCCCAAAAGCCAUAAAACCAUCAAACACUCUCGUUCGAACAUUAUUCAGAGAGGUGUGAACUAUGUAAUUAUCGUUGUUCAGAAGAUCAAGAUGCAAUCUAUUAAAUAUCGAACACAAAAUUUUCCUCGUCGUAAAACACACCCAAAAUCAAUCACAAUCCGAAUCACAAAAAAAUAACUCUAACAAUGUGAUGUAAUUGAUGUUUGGAAAUUGGAAUAAAUCUUUGGGCUUGGAUGUUAAAAAUGGAAGCGAGACUUGUACCGGGAAACAAAUCAGAACAAAAGGGUUUCAGAUUGGGCCUCUAGUAAAAGGGAAAGGAUGGCGUAAGCCCUCUGGGCUCGCCAAUGAGCAACAAGUUUGUGGAUUCCAAAGCUGCUCUUCAAUGUAGUUAAAUCCUCUGUUUUACCGGAGAAGAAAGAAAAAAAGAAAAUCCCCCUAAAAAUGUAUAAUUUAUUAUAGCAAAAAAUUAAAAUAAAGCAGGACACGUAAG